This is a messenger RNA of Lutzomyia longipalpis, 2470 nucleotides long. Its product is annotated as zinc finger protein 879-like. The coding region runs from base 418 to 2340 and encodes 640 amino acids. Lineage: Eukaryota; Metazoa; Arthropoda; Insecta; Diptera; Psychodidae. Gene Ontology annotation, cellular component: nucleus. The transcript is spliced from 2 exons. Gene Ontology annotation, molecular function: zinc ion binding; RNA polymerase II cis-regulatory region sequence-specific DNA binding; DNA-binding transcription activator activity, RNA polymerase II-specific. Gene Ontology annotation, biological process: regulation of transcription by RNA polymerase II. The record is from RefSeq and is a predicted model, not a curated record.
AACUCGUUACAGAGUGAUCCAAAAGUAACGGAGACGUUAUAACAUAACCUUAAAUUUAUUUGCACUUUACUAAAAAAUUGUCAACACAACAGUAGAUAAUUUUAUGGAAAGAAACGGAGAUGAGACAGUUAGUUACCAACUUCCUUGAGACCUUAAAGGCACAUUUGAACUGAGGUAUUUGGAAUACGUAGAGAAAAUUGUGAACGAAGAUUUGAAAGUUUCAGAUAUCCCUGAUAUUUUCUCAAUAUAAGAUCAACACAACAUAGAGAAAAGGUGAAAAAAAGACAAGAAGGUUUCAACAAAAUUCAGCUGUUAAUAUCCGGACUCUACUACACAGCUCAAUCUACAAAGGGACGAAAGGAGGUAUAACAAUCCAUAUCAGCUUCGUAUAUCUUUGAAUUGAAGAGAUUGAAGAUAAUGAAAAAUCAAGGAAAAGUUUGUCGAACCUGCCUACAGGAUGGAUCUGAGCUCUUCUCUCUAAAUAUCAAGUUUGAGAGUGAAAUAUGCGGUAAAAAAAUGUUGGAUUUUCUUCUGGGAAGCGAUGUAUUAAUUCAGGAAGAUUUUUCAGAGAUAUGUGAGCCCUGCAAGAAAAAUCUAUCGAUAUCGUAUCACUAUAAAAAGCUAUGCCUAAUUUCAGAGGAGAAAAUUAAGGAGCAUAUUCUGACUACUGAUCAUUUCACAGAUCCUUUAAUUGUUGCGGUUGAGGCGGAUAUACCCCAUAAUUUAAACGAUACUGAUGAUCAUUCUUACAAUUCUGCACAUUUUAAUGAGGUGGAAAAAAAGAGUGAGAAUUGUAAGGAAAAUCCAGAAAAACUCAUCCAAUCAUCGAGACGAAAAUUAAGAAACAGGCAACAAGGCAGUUACCUAGAAUCAUUUAAAACAUCCACAGAAAUGAGGAAGAGGAAAACGAAUGAAAAUAAAGGAGCUAGGUGCCAAAAGUGCGGUAUAACAUUUCCAAAUUGCGCAUCUUAUAUGAGACACUACCGCCGAGAGCAUAUAGGAAAGCAAUCUAAAAAACUUAAUCCUGAUAAAUCAACUGAAAAGAGAGAAGAAAAAAAUCAAAACACCAUCCCAAAGCAAAUGACUUGUCUAAGAUGUGAAAUAACUUUUCCAAAUAAUUUGGCCUACAGAAGGCACUAUAGGAAAGAGCAUCUAGUCAAAUCUUCCAAGGAUCCCAUGACAUGUACAAGAUGUCAAAUAACAUUUUCCAAUGCUGCAGCCUACCAUAGGCAUUAUAAGGAGCAACAUAGGAAAAGGAAAAGAGUUAAUAAAUCACUAAAAAUUGAAGAAAAAGCGAAAUAUCUCAAGAAUGAGAAACCAAAAUUUUGUCGGACAUGCCAGAUCACAUUCUCUGAUCUAUCUUCGUACAUGAGACACUACAGACGUGAGCAUGAGAAACGUAGGGAAGGUGUUCCUGAGAAUCAAGACUGGAAGCUGGGGCCUAAUGGGGAGAAGCGUAUUGGAUGUCGUCGGUGUAAAACAACAUUCCCAGAUAUGCUGGCAUACGGGAGGCACUAUAGGCUCAUGCAUGAGACGAAAAAACCAAGAUUGAGGGAGACAACGGUCUGUGAGGAUUGCGGAAAGACAGUACCGCUCCAUAGGAUAAAAAUCCAUCAGGCCAGUCAUCGCGGAAAAACAUUUUUCUGCUCAAUUUGUGGCAGUGGAUUCACAUUGGAGCACAACCUGAAACACCACAUGCGAAUACACAAUCAACAAAAAAAUUACAUUUGCCAAUACUGCAAUAAGAGCUUUAUUCACUGGAGCUCUCGUAGAGAUCACAUUCGAACUACUCACGAUACUGAUAGGGAGCAGGAAGUCUUUGAGUGUCAUAUCUGUGGAAAGAAAUGUUCCCGGAAGAGUAACAUGGUAGUACAUAUGAUGAAACACACUGGAGAAUUUAAGCAUGAAUGUCCUUUCUGUGAAAAAAGAUUUAUUUCUGGACAUGAAAUGAGGAGACAUUUAGUUACACAUACUGGUGAAAAGAAUGUCAUCUGUAGCAUUUGCGGUAAAGCUUUCGGCACAAAAGGAUGUCUACGGCAACAUAUGGUUACUCAUACACGAGAAAGAAAUUACGAAUGUGAAAUUUGCAGAAAAACCUUUACGCAGUGUCAUGUCCUACGUUCGCAUAUACGCACUUCUCAUCCUGACCACCCAUUGCCACCACAAGGAACCGUCUUGAAGAAGAAUCCACGUAAAAGAAACAUUUACCUUGCACAGAACAUCCAAGAUUUAUCUCACAGUCAGACCGCUAAGACAUUUAAUGUCGAAAGUAAAAAGCUUGCGAUCGAGGAUGAAAUUAAUGAAAAGAUUCUAGAAAAAGAAUCUCAGCUGAAAAUAUGAAAUCGCUGGACAAAAUAUAAUUAUAAAUAUAAAAAGUGCCUUUACAGGUAUAUUACUACUGUUUAAAAUCUCUUUACAAUGUACCUACAGAAUAUUAUGGAUUCUCAAUAAAAAACCUUUAUUUCCACAA